Puma concolor (puma) is the source of this 1707-nucleotide messenger RNA. The record is from RefSeq and is a predicted model, not a curated record. Lineage: Eukaryota; Metazoa; Chordata; Mammalia; Carnivora; Felidae.
AUGAGGUCGACUUCGGGAAGAAGGGCGCGACUGAAGAAUCCAGGUUUGAAAAUGGAGAUGUAUGAAACUCUCGGAAAAGUGGGAGAGGGAAGUUAUGGAACAGUCAUGAAAUGUAAACAUAAGGAUACUGGGCAGAUAGUGGCCAUUAAGAUAUUUUAUGAGAAACCAGAAAAAUCUGUCAACAAAAUUGCAACGAGAGAAAUAAAGUUUUUAAAGCAAUUUCAUCAUGAAAACCUGGUCAAUCUGAUUGAAGUUUUUAGACAGAAAAAGAAAAUUCAUUUGGUGUUUGAAUUUAUUGACCACACAGUAUUAGAUGAGUUACAACAUUAUUGUCACGGACUGGAGAGUAAACGACUUAGAAAAUACCUGUUCCAGAUCCUUCGGGCAAUUGAAUAUCUUCACAAUAAUAAUAUCAUUCAUCGAGAUAUAAAACCUGAGAAUAUUUUAGUAUCCCAGUCAGGAAUUACUAAGCUCUGUGAUUUUGGUUUUGCACGAACUCUAGCAGCUCCUGGGGACAUUUAUACGGACUAUGUGGCCACACGCUGGUAUAGAGCUCCAGAAUUAGUAUUAAAAGAUACCUCUUAUGGAAAACCUGUAGAUAUCUGGGCUUUAGGUUGUAUGAUCAUUGAGAUGGCCACUGGAAAUCCCUAUCUUCCUAGCAGCUCUGAUUUGGAUUUACUUCAUAAAAUUGUUUUAAAAGUAGGCAAUUUGACACCUCAUUUACAGAAUAUCUUUUCCAAGAGUCCCAUUUUUGCUGGGGUGGUCCUUCCUCAAGUUCAACACCCCAAAAAUGCAAGAAAAAAAUACCCAAAGCUAAAUGGAUUGUUGGCAGAUAUAGUUCAUGCUUGUUUACAAAUUGAUCCUGCUGAGAGGACAUCGUCAACUGAUCUUUUGCAUCAUGAGUAUUUUACUAGAGAUGGAUUUAUAGAAAAAUUUAUACCAGAAUUGAGAGCUAAAUUACUACAAGAAGCAAAAGUCAAUUCCUUCAUAAAGCCAAAAGAGAAUUCUAAAGAAAAUGAACUUAUGAAAGAUGAAAGGAAAACAACUUCUACCAAUACACUGUUAAGUACUCCAAUUUUGGGAAAGGAAAUGGAAAAAGAGAAAAGGCCCAAGGAGAUCAAAGUCAGAGUUGUUAAAGUCAAAGGAGGAAAAGGAGAUAUCUUAGAAUCAAAAAAGACAGAGUGUGAAGGUGGACAUUGUCAACAGGAUGCAAUUGAAAAUGUUCAUACUAUAUCUCAAGACACAAAAUCUAUAAUCAGUGAACUACCAAACCCUGUCAAUCCCAGCACUAACUCUAAUGGAAUGAAAAAUGAUCCACAUGCUGGAGGUAGUAUGAUGAUGCCACCUAUCAAUCUAACUAGCGGUAAUUUGGUGGCUUCAAAUCCCAAGUCAAAUCUUUCCCACUCCAAGAGCCAAAUGGAGAAGGGUAUAUUUAAUGAGCGAACAGGUCAAAAUGACCAAAUAGCAAAUGGAAACAAAAGAAAGCUGAAUUUUUCCAGAUCUGACAGGAAGGAAUUCCAUUUCCCAGAACUGCCUUUCACGAUACAGCCCAAGGAGAUGAAAGGAACGGAAGCUUUGGGGUUUGGUGAAACUGGAGUUCUUGGUUUUCAAAAGGAGCACGUUCUUGCUAGAGGCCACAGCAAGACUGCUAGUGAACUAAAAGUUAUAGCUGCCACUAUGGAAUUUUGGAUUCCUUGUGACCAGUGA